GAGAGAAGUGUCGCUUGAAAGUAGAUAUAUCUACACAAAAUCUACUUGCUUCUUAGCUAAAGAGAAUUGUGGAUUUAAAUAUGCGAAUCGCUGCUGGACAAUCGGCACACCUAUUUAAAGCACACGAAGCAGGAAGAUUAAUAUGACAAUAUGGUUUUAUUCAGGAUUAUGUAACUGGUUUGGAUUGUACAUUUCUAUUGAACGUUUCUAACUCAGACAACUAUCUCGCUGGCUCGCUGCCCAUUACAACUAGCUGGACCAAUGUUUUGGAAGAAGACUUCGGGUAUGACAACUGUUUGAAGAACAAGAGAGGAUUAUUAGACACCACACCUGCAAAGCUUUAGGAUCUAAUUACAUAAAUAAGUUCCAACACCACCAAUCUCUUUUUUUCUCCAGUUAUUCUGGGAUCGCGUUGUCUACCAAAAACUGUACCACCCAUUUAGCGAUUUAUGCAAAAUAGCUGCUGUGGAGUAUAAAUAUCCUCUAAAAACUUCCCGAGACACAGAAGAGUCGUAUAACCACAGUAGAUGGGGCCGCCUGCCGGCGCGUUUCCUCAUUCUUCUGCAUCGUACUUAUUAAGGAAUCGGAUUGUGCGGCAGUUUACUUGAGGGCGCAGUUAUGCUGUUGAAUCACUUGCACAUUAACUCAAUACGCUGAGAUUCCUAGUUGCAUUGAAAUACCGGCUACAAGCUGUAAGCAAAAAGCCAAUCUGGGACCAUAAUCCACGAUGACGCAGGACACGAAGUAUGUUACCGUGUCCCCCUGUCCUAAGAGCCAAGACAUCCUGGCACUCGAUGGCGAUGGCCAUCCGUACCAGCCGGGCGUCUGCUUCCAGGACGGCACAAGACGUGUGGACUACGUCCUGACCUACCAUGUCAAGAAGUCCUGCAGGACGCUCCGGCCCUCGGUUAGCAUCACGGCGAACGGCUUCUUCCGCAGGCUGCGCCGCUCCCUGCCGUGCAACGCAGAGCAGUCAUCCGGGGCGAACCGAGACGCCGCAGUCGAGAUGGCAGCCUUGGACCGACAGGAGGAAGAAAAGCGCUUUUUGCAGGAUGAGUUUGAGGAUAACCUGAGGGACAUGGGCCUUGAGCUGGAGAAGGACGAGCAUUCCAAGAUUCCUGGGGUGGGAUUCCUGAAGAUACAUGCCCCAUGGGACGUCCUUUGUCGUGAAGCCGAGUUUCUGAAACUUAAGAUGCCCACCAAAGAGGUUUACGAAGCCACCUCUCGGAACAAGAUGGUAAAGCUGAAAGGGUUCAUCGAAAAUCUUACCAAGCCAUUCCUUCCGGAUGUAGAGGAGAGUAGGACCCACAAUCCAAAGCAUGUCUGCUAUCCCUUUUCUAGGGAAAAACAACACCUGUUUGAUUUGUCUGACAGACAGAACUUUUUUGACACUAAAACAAGAGGUUUGAUAGUGUUUGAGGUGUUGAAACGCACAAAAUGCAUGAGCAAUGAAGAUGACGUGGGGUUUCCCAGCCUUCUUGCUAAAGGGAUUUACACCAGCGCCUAUCCUUUACAUGAUGGAGAUGUGGAUGACGAGACUCCAACCCCCAAUGACAGGAAGAUUUUGUAUAAUGAAUGGGCAAGUUACAGCAGCUUCUACAAGUUCCAACCUAUUGGACUAAUCAGGAAAUACUUUGGGGACAAGAUCGGCUUGUAUUUCGCCUGGCUGGGCUUGUACACUCAGAUGCUGAUUUUUGCCUCUGUUGUUGGGGUCUUGGUUUUCCUCUAUGGCUGUAUCACAGUAGACCACGAUAUCCCCAGCAUGGAGAUCUGCGACAAGAGGAACAACAUCACCAUGUGUCCGAUGUGUGACCAGGCCUGCAGCUACUGGAAGCUGAAGAUGGCGUGCGGCACGGCGAGAGCCAGUCACCUCUUCGACAACACUGCAACCGUCCUCUUCUCCGUCUUCAUGGCCCUGUGGGCCUCCACGUUCAUGGAAAACUGGAAGCGCAAGCAGAUGCGGCUGAAUUACAAGUGGGACCUGGCGAAUUUUGAAGAGGAAGAGGAGUUGCUCAAGGAUCACCCACGAACUGACUAUGAGAACAAAGUGAAGGAGAAGAUACUCAAGCAAAUUGAAAAGAAACCCCAUAAAGAGACAAAAACUGUCAAGCUAACAUGGAGGGAUAGGUGCCCAGCCUAUAUGACCUUCACAGUUUCGAUGUUGUUAAUGUUUUUCGUGAGCUUCGCCAUUGUGCUCGCGAUAAUCAUCUACAGGGUCACGACUCAGGCCGCCCUUCAGAUGAGCACCGUCUCUACGGCGCGUUCCAACGUGCGGCUGACCGUCGUCUCCACUGCCGUCAUCAUCAACUUGGUGGUCAUCCUCAUCUUGGAUGAGGUGUACGCCAAGGUCGCGGUCUGGCUCACUCAGCUAGAGGUGCCGAAGACUGACACAAGCUAUGAGCAGAGACUGAUCAUAAAGACCUUCAUCCUCAAGUUCCUCAACUCUUUCAGCCCCAUUUUCUACGUUGCAUUCAUGAGGGGAAAACUCAUCGGUCGUCCAGGAAAAUAUUUGUAUGUUCUGGGAUUAUACCGGAUGGAAGAGUGUGCUCACACAGGUUGUUUGAUGGAGCUUUGCAUCCAGCUGAGUAUCACCAUGCUAGGAAAACAGCUGAUCCAGAACAACCUCUUUGAGAUUGGCAUUCCCAAACUAAAGAAGCUGAUAAAACGCUUCAAAUCAAAGAGGGAGGCUGGCCAGCAGGACCCUUUUAGCGGUGAUCUGAGGCGCUACGAGAAAGACCACUUCCUCGAGCCGUUCGGCAGUCUCAACCCGGAAUACAUGGAGAUGAUUAUCCAGUAUGGGUUUGUGACGCUCUUCGUGGCAUCUUUCCCAUUGGCGCCAGUGUUCGCCCUUUUAAACAAUGUCUUGGAGAUUCGUCUCGAUGCUAAGAAGUUUAUUGCUGAGCUGAGAAGACCUGUACCCGCAAGGGCCAAAGAUAUAGGUAUUUGGUAUAAUAUUCUCAGUGGGCUCAGCAAAGUCGCCAUUGUUGUGAAUGCUUUCGUCAUUGCAUUCACGUCUGACUUCAUCCCACGCCUGGUAUACCAGUACGGGUACAGCCCAGAUGGUACCAUGCAUGGUUUUAUCAACCACACCCUGUCGUACUUCAACGUCAGCCACUUCGAGCCCAAUACAAAUCCUCUACAGUCCUUACAUUUGGACUAUCAGGUCAACGUUUGCAGAUUCAAAGACUACAGACUUGCACCUUGGUCAAGGACCCCAUAUGAAGUCUCCAAGGUCUACUGGGCUGUCCUAGCUGCCCGACUAGCAUUUGUCAUCAUUUUCCAGAAUGUAGUGAUGCUGAUGAGCGACUUCGUGGAUUGGGUGAUCCCAGACAUACCCAAGGAAGUCACCAUUCGCAUCUACGAAGAGAAGAAGCAAAUUGUGGAGUUCUUCCUGAAAGAGGAGCAAGGCAAGACACAGAGCCUCCACAACAUCCCCCCAGAGGAUAACAGGGAUCAGAGCAACAAGCAGGCCUACCCACAACGUUUAUAGCGCCCCCUACUGCCUGCCUGUGUGUGCUCAGUCUCUGGUAUUUUAAGAUGAGUGACUGCAGGGCAGGAGAGGCAGUGACUUCACUUCUUCAGCCUUCUUUUCCUCCAACUUUCCGAGUUUCUGUCAGUCAGUCAGCCUGCUGCACCCCACAGAACUGGGGUCACACUAAAUUGCGGCGCAUAAAAUAUUUAAAUAUUUGCAAACAAGGUGAAGUCCAACCACACUUUGAUCUUAAGGUGGAAAGCAUGAAACCUGAAAGCUUUUUAAAAGUGCAUAAAGAAUUAAAAAUUCAUAUAUAUAGCAUACAUUUUAUAAAAAAAAAAAACUUGUGUAUAAAUAUGUACAGUGAGUAUUCAGUGUAUCAAUAUGGGGAUGGAAAUUGAAAUUAUUUUCAAUAUAAUGAUUUUUUUGAAGACUUUCAUUCUCUAACAAUGCAAGUCAGACUGGAUGUAGUGUAAAUGUGAGUAAAAGUUUACCAAUGUGUAAAAGUUUACUAAAGGCUUAAAUUUCUGAUCUUACAGCACACCUUGAAUUACAGUGCAAAAAUGGCUCAGGAUUAGAGGGCUCCCCCUGUUGGUCAAUCAAGGCCACUUUAAACAAUUUCCACCACCCAUCUACUAACAACUUUUCCUACUCUGGUCCACUGGGUGGCCUAGAACCUAUCCCGUGCCGUGUAGGGCCUGAAUCCUCAAUGCUGGAGGUGUUUGGCAACAGUGUUAUUUAUUGAGCCACCAAUUUGCUACAGGGCAUUUGUUACAGGCAAUCAUUUGUUCUCUGAGAUGUAUGUGUAAUCAAUCACAGCUGACUGUUAAAACCAGUUCCCGCAUAAUUUUGUUUACCUGUUAGUGCAGCCUUCGCAGUGUAGCAUGUUUAAAUCCAGACCAUAUAACACCCUUGCUGUGUUCCAUCCCUGUAAUUGCAUAGUAACAUGAUUUAUUGUCUUGCAACCAACGUUCAAUUUCAAGCACUCUGUUCUACUGCAAGCAUCAAGAGACCUCAGUAGUUGUCAAAACAUGAUUCUCAGGCAUUUGUGUUUCCUCCCUCCACCCAUUCUGCUUAUCCAGCCAAAACUGGCGGCGCUUUUACUUAAAUUAAGCAUUUUCUUAUAUGUUAAGCUUCCCUAGACCCCCCACAGUUCUUACUCACUUUCAGGUAGCCCAGUAUUCUGGAUUAACCUACCGUUUGUCUGCUGUUCUCCUCUUUCACUUUCUAUGAAUGUGCUAGCAAUUCAGUAACGCGUCCUUUUCCAUUUUCUUGUUUCCUGUAUGGUUGCUGUGCCCUUUACCAACAUUUCUUACAUACAUUGUCUUUUGUGUGUGUUUCAGGGGUAAUUAUACUAUCACAAACUGAUGUUUAUUCUAUCGGAUGUUUCUCAAUAAAGGCAUUUUGAAGCGUAAUUUACGUUUUACACCAAAGAUCUGUUUCUUUAAUUACAUAUUCAAAAUGUUAUUUUGAUUAAAAAAAGACAUUUGUAGUUUUUGUUAGUAUGCCUCUGUUCUUUGUAGAUUUGUAAUGGCAUAUAUCUGUACUACAGAUAUGUAGGACUGUAUAUAUAAAUGACAACUUAUUCUAUCUUGGAUUGACAGCCCUACAAAUGUAAUGGUGAGUAAACUGCUGCAGUUAAAUUACAAUAUCAAACCACUGUUCACCUGUAACACAACCACUUAUUUAAGGUACAAUAUCAAUCCACUGUUCAUCUGUAACACAACCACUUAUUUUCUGAGAAAAUUUCAAGAAAAUACAUUUUUUGUAGUUGCUGUGUCCUUUCACAAACUUAUUUUGUCACAAUGUUUGCAGAAUUUUAACAGUUUCUCGGGGUAUUAAAAUUGGUGUUUAUUGUAUAGCAUGUUUUUCAAUAAAGGUAUUUUUAAUCAAUUCA
Brienomyrus brachyistius is the source of this 5369-nucleotide messenger RNA. Its product is annotated as anoctamin-1-like. The transcript has 27 exons. Gene Ontology annotation, biological process: chloride transmembrane transport. Gene Ontology annotation, molecular function: chloride channel activity; protein dimerization activity. Gene Ontology annotation, cellular component: plasma membrane. The coding region runs from base 728 to 3490 and encodes 920 amino acids. Lineage: Eukaryota; Metazoa; Chordata; Actinopteri; Osteoglossiformes; Mormyridae. The record is from RefSeq and is a predicted model, not a curated record.